GGUGCACGGAGAUGCGUGCAGAGGCAGCGGGCAGGGCAACAGCUGGGUAUCAGGGAUCUCAGCGAGGCUGCUGCUGCUGCUCCUGCAGUUGCUUGGCGCUUUGAAGGGACCCGCUUUGGAGCAUCUUCCCCGCGGAGGACCGGCCGUUGCGCAGGCGCUGGGGUUGCCUGCCUGCCUAACCUGCUGCUGCUGCCACUUCGGGGCUUCGUUCAGACGCCCAGCGCCUCAUCCCUCGGCCGCUGCGAUGCUCCCUUUUCCGUGGGGAAGGCGUCCCCAGCUGCUGCUGCUGCUAGCCUACUGUGGGCUGUGGGCUCAGAGUUGCCUCUCGCUGCGAGUCCUGAGUGGGCAAAAGAUAUGUUAUGGUGAUUCAACACACCCCUGCUACAAGAUAGCCUAUUUCCAAGACUUGUCCAGACGUCUGGGAUUCCAGGAGGCUCGCCUGGCUUGUGAAAUAGAUGGUGGAGUACUCCUCAGCCUUGAAAGUGAAACAGAGCAAAAGUUAAUAGAAAACAUGCUGCAGAACCUCACAAAAUCAGGCCUCGGCAUUUCUGACGGGGACUUUUGGAUUGGGCUAUGGAGAAGUGGUGAGGGACAAACCACAUCAAGUGCCUGCCCUGAUCUUUACAAGUGGACAGAUGGAAGCAAUUCACUCUUCAGAAAUUGGUAUACAGAUGAGCCUUCCUGUGGGAGCGAAGCUUGUGUUGUGAUGUAUCAUCAGCCAACUGCAAAUCCUGGCUUGGGAGGGCCUUACCUUUACCAAUGGAAUGAUGACAGAUGCAACAUGAAGCACAAUUUUAUCUGCAAAUAUGGUCCAGAUGACAUCCUAGAAAAAGAAUUAGGAGACAGAGCAGAUCCAGAUUACGAAGCCCAGCCAACGGUGCCAGCAGGGAAGCCUCACGAUUCAAGCAAGACAGAAGAUCAUUUUCCGGUGGUUGUUACUGAAACUGGUUUAAUUCCCAAUUUAAUUUAUGUUGUUAUACCUACUAUACCACUGCUGUUGUUGAUAUUAGUGGCUUUCGGGACUUGCUGUUUCCAGAUGCUGCAUAAAAGGGAAGCAAGGAGAAACUGCUUCAAUGACUCAUCUCCAUUAUCAUCUGAAUGCCUUGCAGAAAGUUUAGAUUCUAACUUGUAAAGGAAGAACAAAAACCAGUCCGGACCAGUCUACGCUAUGGAUUUCUAAGAAUGCACGGAAAGACAGCAGCAUGGAGGUAUAGAGAUAUGACUGAAAAGAAAGCAGGAAUAACACUUUUCCAUUCAGGAUCUAU
This is a messenger RNA of Lacerta agilis (Sand lizard), 1265 nucleotides long. It is a transcript of the gene CHODL, whose product is annotated as chondrolectin. The record is from RefSeq and is a predicted model, not a curated record. Bases 245 to 1132 code for a protein of 295 amino acids. Lineage: Eukaryota; Metazoa; Chordata; Lepidosauria; Squamata; Lacertidae. The transcript has 8 exons. Gene Ontology annotation, biological process: positive regulation of axonogenesis. Gene Ontology annotation, cellular component: cytoplasm.